GAGGAAAAGCAAAGCCAAAGGCACUCCACUCCACUCCACCCUAUGCACUGCCGCCCCUGCCCGUCCCAGCUCUCGCUCGUCUUUCUCCUCCUCCUCUCGCUCGCACCCAUCAUUUCGGCACUCCCCUUCCCGGAGCCAGCUCUUCCGAUGGCGUGCAGCGGCCUCCGCCUCUCGCUCCCCGCCGCCGUCCUCGCCCUCCUCCUCCUCCCCUCCGCGCUCGCUUCCGAGCCCCUCAACCCCGAAGUGCAGGCGUUGAUCGCCAUCAGGCAGGGGCUGGUCGACCCGCACGGCGUGCUCAGGAGCUGGGACCAGGACUCGGUCGACCCCUGCAGCUGGGCCAUGAUCACCUGCUCCCCGCAGAACCUCGUCAUCGGCCUGGGAGUGCCGAGCCAGGGCUUGUCGGGGACUCUGUCCGGGAGGAUCGCCAACCUCACCCACCUCGAGCAAGUGCUGCUGCAGAACAACAACAUCACGGGGCGGCUGCCGCCGGAGCUGGGCGCGCUGCCGAGGCUGCAGACGCUGGACCUCUCCAACAACCGCUUCUCCGGCCGCGUGCCCAACACGCUGGGCCGCAUCACCACCCUCCGAUACCUUUACAGGCGCGAGUAUAUAUCUCAUGCUGCUCUCCGUCCUGUCUGCGUGUGCUCUUGCUGCAGGAGGCUGAACAACAACAGCUUGUCCGGGCCGUUCCCCGCGUCGCUGGCCAAGAUCCCGCAGCUCUCCUUCCUGGACCUGUCCUUCAACAACCUCACUGGCCCCGUCCCGCUCUUCCCGACACGGACCUUCAACGUCGUGGGCAACCCGAUGAUAUGUGGGAGCAACGCCGGCGCAGGGGAGUGCGCCGCCGCGCUGCCGCCGGUCACCGUACCCUUCCCGCUGGAAUCCACUCCGGGCGGCAGCAGUGAGCACUCUUCCUUCCUGCCUCUAUGUCUAUCAUUCAUAUCUACGGCCAGUCAGGCAGGCCAGCUCGCGCGCCUAGCAGCUAGUCGCGCUCAAUGCUUUUCGGCCCUUUCUCGGAGUGCGUGGCGUGGCGUGCAUGCAUGCGUCGCUGCUGCCGCUGCUUUUGUGCCCUUGCCUCGCCGGGGUAGCGGUCGAGGGGACACGGUGCUGUCGGCAUGGGGGCGCCGUCGCUCUCGCUUGCGGCCGGGAAUACCUGUAGUAGGCUGUAUGCCUGUAUGUAGCGCUGGUGGCGCGGUCUGGCCUGAACCGUGCAUCUGCUGCUGCUCGCGCCUGGGGAUCAGCGUUUGGCUUUUGUGUGUGUGUGCGCGCGCAGGGACAGGGACAGGGGCGGCGGCAGCGGGCAGGUCAAAGGCUGCUGGCGCGCGGCUGCCGAUCGGCGUAGGGACAAGCCUGGGCGCCUCCUCCCUUGUGCUCUUCGCCGUGUCCUGCUUCCUCUGGCGGCGAAAGCGCCGGCACACGGGGGGGCGGCCCUCCUCCGUUCUCGGCAUCAUCCACGAGCGGGGCGGCUGCGACCUGGAGGACGGCGGCGGCGGUGGCGUGGUGGCGGCGGCGGCGCGGCUGGGGAACGUGCGCCAGUUCGGGCUGCGGGAGCUGCAGGCGGCCACGGACGGGUUCAGCGCCAAGAACAUCCUGGGCAAGGGCGGGUUCGGGAACGUGUACCGCGGCCGCCUCGCCGACGGCACCACGGUGGCCGUGAAGCGGCUCAAGGACCCCAGCGCGUCGGGCGAGGCCCAGUUCCGCACGGAGGUGGAGAUGAUCAGCCUCGCCGUGCACCGCCACCUGCUGCGCCUGGUCGGCUUCUGCGCCGCCUCGGGCGAGCGCCUCCUCGUCUACCCCUACAUGCCCAACGGCAGCGUCGCGUCGCGGCUGCGAGGGAAGCCGGCGCUGGACUGGGCGACGCGGAAGCGGAUCGCGGUGGGCGCCGCGCGCGGGCUGCUGUACCUGCACGAGCAGUGCGACCCCAAGAUCAUCCACCGCGACGUCAAGGCCGCCAACGUGCUGCUGGACGAGCACCACGAGGCCGUCGUGGGCGACCUGGGCCUGGCCAAGCUGCUGGACCACGGCGACUCGCACGUCACCACGGCGGUGCGCGGCACCGUGGGCCACAUCGCGCCCGAGUACCUCUCCACGGGGCAGUCGUCGGAGAAGACGGACGUCUUCGGCUUCGGGAUCCUGCUGCUGGAGCUCGUCACGGGCCAGCGCGCGCUCCAGCUCGGCAAGGCCUCCGGCGCCCUGCACAGCCAGAAGGGCGUCAUGCUGGACUGGGUGAGGAAGGUGCAUCAAGAGAAGAUGCUUGACCUGCUGGUGGACCAGGACCUGGGCCCACACUACGACAGGAUCGAGGUGGCCGAGAUGGUGCAGGUGGCGCUCCUCUGCACGCAGUUCCAGCCGUCGCACCGGCCCAAGAUGUCCGAGGUGGUCCGGAUGCUGGAGGGAGACGGCCUGGCCGAGAAAUGGGAGGCCACGAACCGGCCGGGCGUGGCCGCGGGGGCGCCGUGCCACGACGCGCUCGGCUACGACCACCGCAACGACUCCAACGGCUCCGUCUUCUUCAACGACUUCCACGACAACGACAGCAGCCUCAGCAGCGACGAAGCGCGGUCGAUCGACAUGGUGGAGGAGAUGGAGCUGUCCGGACCAAGGUAGCAAGCAAGCAGCCCUUGCCGCUGGGCGGGAAGAGCCACUCCCUUGAUAUGAUAGCAUCAAAUUCAAAAUUCAGAUGUUCCGAGAGCUUCAAAAAAAAUUACAGGUAGAGAGAGAGAGGUGUCGAGUUAAGAGUUGUUGCGAGUCAGUUUGGAAUUAAAGGUAUUCCUAGGUGCUUUAGGGUCUAGAGUUCAGACCACAGUUGUGUAGUUUCUGGUGGAGCCGUCCUUUUCCCUUUGAAAAAAAGAUGUAAAGAAAAAGGAUGGCUUCUCUUUUGCUUCUUUUCACAGGUUUCUUUUUCUUUUGCUGCUGCUGCUGCUCUCCCUGCUGAUCCAGUGACACAAGCACAUGCAGCACUGCAGUCCUUUGGUAUUCCGGUCCACUGAUCUAGGGUAACCUUUUGCAGCGCAAGGAUGUAUGUAGGGAAUGUGUUGCAAGUAGCGAGGCAUGCAGUCAUUUUGACUGCUUUUGUGACCUGUAAAGGUCACCAGCUGCUCAA
Molecule: messenger RNA, 3103 nt
Organism: Zea mays
Lineage: Eukaryota; Viridiplantae; Streptophyta; Magnoliopsida; Poales; Poaceae
Product: probable LRR receptor-like serine/threonine-protein kinase At2g23950
Exons: 10
Coding region: 43-2607 (854 amino acids)
Biological process (GO): protein phosphorylation
Molecular function (GO): ATP binding; protein kinase activity; protein binding
Source: RefSeq, a predicted model, not a curated record